CUUUCAAGUCGUUGUUGUUUCCACUAAAAAUGGAUGGUAACAGCAAUGCUCCACCAAACAGAACAAUGUGAUAGUGUUUGCUAAAAACAGAAAUCCAAAGCUUGUGUCCAAGUAGGUUUUGGCCUUUGGACGUGUGACGCAAGUGUGUACGGCUGUCCCUUUCUCUUCCCAUCCUCUCCAGCAAGUUGGGAAUUAAUGUUCCUCGUAUUCAGGAGGGUACUUGUUAACUUGGCUGCUAAAAUCGGCUUCUUAGUACACGUGCUUCUUUGGGAAAGGGGUGACUUUACCCUCUAAAAGUUGAGAUUCAGCGACUUUGGAGAGCGAAAUGUGCAAAAUGUAUUAGCCUCAGGCAGCGGUGUGCAAAGGGCAGCUCUGAGCACACAGGAUCUUCCUUCUGCUCUUGACUCCUCCAAAAGCCCCAAACGAACUUUCUUGUGCUCCUGUGGACAGGACUUGCCUGCGUCCUUCCAUUCACUUGCUGUCCUGCCUUUGAGGGUUGCUUUCUUUCCAGUUGGCUUCUUUGGGGAUUGCGAAGCCAGGCAGAGAAGCUGCUUCGGUGAAGCAAAACAGAUCAGGUCGAAUAAGGAAGACCAGUGCAUAUGCCUCCAAUGGCAGGAGAACAGGAAUGCAACUCCGUCGCUAUGGGCGAGUAUCGUAUCCGUAGCUAUGAGGAUGGAGACUACGAAGCUGCACGCACCAUAGUCUCCGAAGGCAUCACUGAGCAUGUUCCGGCCGGCUUCUGGCACGUUCUGCGCAGCCCCCAGAUGCACGGGCUCCUUCUGGUCCUCUUCCUGGCAAUGUAUGGGAUCUCCAGUUCUUUCCUCCUCUCAUUUGCAGUCGUGUCUGCUCUUUUGGCUGUCGGAUGGGUCCGCGUGAAGGCCGUAUGGAGGGACUAUGUUGAGGAGGCCUUGGAGAGCGACAUGCUGGACAUCCAGAGGACCUACCUGGACACCACAGACUGCCACUUCUGGGUGGUGGUGCGUGGCAGGGAGGUGGUGGGGACUGUGGCGGCUGUACACCCAAGGGACCCCACAUUCCAAGGCCGGGCAUUGGAGCUGAAGCGCAUGUCAGUGAAGAAGGGGCACCGGGGCCGGGGGCUCUCCAAGGCUCUCACGAAGGCCGUCCUGAGCUUUGCCCAAGAGCGCGGCUACAAGGAGGUGGUGUUGGGCACCUCCACGGUGCAGUACGCGGCACAGCAGUUAUACGAGAGCAUGGGCUUCCAAAGGGUCAAUGCGUUCUGCCCCUUCCCGUCGGCAAAGCUGCUGCAGUUCUAUAUCUUCAUCUACCGAUACGAGAUCCCAGAAUCUCACUGACCCAAAAGCCAGCCUUCAAAUGGGAGUCUCAAGAGUCACUGUGGACAACAUGAAGGAUCUCAUGUGCCCAGAGAUGUCAUGCCAUUCCCACUCCUACUUUGAAAGGUUUCCCACACUUACUCUGACACCAUUCCACCUUCAUAAACUUAUUGUGAGAUAAGACAAUUAACCCUACUCUGUCUUAAGAGUUUGCUAGUCCAGUUGAAUGGACUUCACAAUCCUUGAAUCGGAUUUAGUUUCACAGAAUCAUAGAAUCAAAGAGUUGGAAGAGACCUCAUGGGCCAUCCUGUCCAACCCCAUUCUGCCAAGAAGCAGGAAUAUUGCAUUCAAAUCACCCCUGACAGAUGGCCAUCCAGCCUCUGUUUAAAAGCUUCCAAAGAAGGAGCCUCCACCACACUCCGGGGCAGAGAGUUCCACUGCUGAACGGCUCUCACAGUCAGGAAGUUCUUCCUCAUGUUCAGAUGGAAUCUCCUUUCUUGUAGUUUGAAGCCAUUGUUUCGCGUCCUAGUC
Messenger RNA from Anolis sagrei ordinatus, 1823 nucleotides. The record is from RefSeq and is a predicted model, not a curated record. NCBI's taxonomy places the organism in Eukaryota, Metazoa, Chordata, Lepidosauria, Squamata, Anolidae.